Messenger RNA from Guyanagaster necrorhizus, 318 nucleotides. RefSeq lists its product as uncharacterized. Bases 1 to 318 code for a protein of 105 amino acids. Lineage: Eukaryota; Fungi; Basidiomycota; Agaricomycetes; Agaricales; Physalacriaceae. The transcript has a single exon. The record is from RefSeq and is a predicted model, not a curated record.
AUGAGGCAACUCCCCACUGGGUUCUGGGCCUGCAUCCCUUCCUUCCCGGAGAGAGCCACGCUUCUGUCAUUACCACCAGUGUCAUGCGACGCUGAUGACAUUGAAGUCGCGUCGAUGUCAUACGCCGUUCCGCGGUCCGAAUGGGAACCAGUGAAAGGCAUGAUGAUGUCCCCUAAAUUCACUGACAUUCUCUGUGACUCCGCAGUGGUGGGAGACAUGAGCGUGGGCGUUUCGUGGAUAGAGCCAAAUUACGAUCCAUCGUUUCCCACGUCACUGGAACUCGAACAUGAGUGCAAUGUCGGUCUGUUUGGGCUUUGA